AUGGCACAUAUCAAAAAGAAAUUCACAUUUGAUGAUCCGGAAGACAGCUACUGGAAUGAAAGUGGAUCUAAUUCAUCAUCACUAUUUGAUGAUCUUCCAUCAAAACAGUGGGCCGCUCGUGCAGCAGUGGAUAACCUGUUUGAACAACGUGAAAUCCUCUCUGCAAGAGUACCUCAGCAAUUAUCCACUGUACCCAAACCAAUAACUAAUUCUGUAGGGGAUAAUAAUGUUCAGUCGACAGAAGCAGUUGAUGAAUUUAUCAUUCAUAAGAAGGCUGACUUCAAAGUUGAAGUAGAAACGUCGCCACUGCAUGCUGGAGGUCCAUCAGCCGCUUCUGUUAUAUCAGAAUGUAGUGUGAGCAGUUUGCCAAGUGAUGCGCAUCGUCUCGAUCUCGACUACUCUCGUCUCAAAGCAGAACAUCGUAAACUGCAACGCCAUCUAGAGGCAGUUCGUCAUGAUCGCUACCGUGCGCCAGACGUGAAAGAGGCUGUUCGUCGUUUGCUCAAGGGUGACCCAGUAUCUUUAGAAUGGUAUCGAUCGAAAGAAGAAAAAGUUCAGUUGCUAGAAGCCGCCAUAGAUAUCGUUGACGGCAAUGUUAUAUUAGCUGUUGUAUUAUUUCUGAAAAGCACGUUGAUGGAUUCACUAUUUCGAGACUUAUUGUUGAGAAAACCGCAAGCUGCAGACGAGUACAUAGCUUACCUAAAAACUACUAGAGAUUAUGACGAGUUAACGACCACAUUGUUCGCCCUUGGGAGGAACGCCGAUGCAGCUAUGGUUGAGUUCUCUGCAGCAAUUCGGAAUCAGGUUUCCGAACAAAAGGUUUGUUUUGUCGAAGUUUUCAGAAAGCUCUCUAGAGGAGAUAAGUUUAAAGGCUUCAGGUACAAGCCUUGA
Haemonchus placei is the source of this 891-nucleotide messenger RNA. The record is from the annotation of a GenBank genome assembly. Lineage: Eukaryota; Metazoa; Nematoda; Chromadorea; Rhabditida; Trichostrongylidae.